CGAUCAACUGCAGUUACUACUUGACCACCAACAGCAGCGUUUCAGAAAGAGCCAGUUGAAUGUUUUGGACAAUUUACGCACACGACUGCUAGAUCUCCCAUGUUUCGGAGAUGUGACAGAAAUUGAUGAAGUAAUUUCUCACUUGCAUACUGAACUCGAAAAUGCGGUAUGAAUGUGCCAAUAAAAGCCUCUAUGAAUCCCUGACAAGCAGUAAUGCAAACGAGGCAGUCGCUCAUGAUCCGUCCAGCGAUCCAGAAAUGUCCAAUUCAGAAACAUACCCUGUCGUGGGUUCAAAUCCCACUGUGCCCGAAACAUGUACAGACAGUGAGGCAUCCAGCUCAAAAGAAGAACCCCUGGUGCCAGAAAAUAUGUCACAUGCAUCAAAUAAUAGUCAAGAACCUGGUGCAGUUUUGUCGCACGCUGACUAUCCCAGUGAUCAACUAUCUACUAAUAAGAUUUUCAAGAAUUUCGACGACAAUGCUCCAGAAGAUUCAAACUCUGAUGACUUCGAAUUGAAUGGCGUUUUUCCUCACGAUCCGGUCACUCUUACUGGAUUCCUUGUUCCAUAUGAUGUAAAUGCAGUCAAAUUAAUUGUAACUUCGGGAUAUGAAGACUCAACAAUAUUUCGCGGGGUUGGACGGACGUGGAGAAUUUUAAAAUCCGGAUAUCAACUCCGGAUCUCCAAAAAAGGGAGGUGUUAGGAUGUUCAGAGAGAUAUACCAAUAAUUAUCAUGUUAAGUCUAAUGGUGGCCUUGGACUUUAAAUGUACACUCCCUAUUGGUCGAUAUUUAUUUGACUUGUUGAAUAUUGUGUAAAUGUUGUUUUCUAUUUUAUGGUACGAUGUGGUCUGGUUGAUUGGUAUAUAAAUAGAGUAUGUCUGAAAUAUA
This is a messenger RNA of Schistosoma intercalatum, 887 nucleotides long. The record is from the annotation of a GenBank genome assembly. Lineage: Eukaryota; Metazoa; Platyhelminthes; Trematoda; Strigeidida; Schistosomatidae.